Capsaspora owczarzaki ATCC 30864 is the source of this 5742-nucleotide messenger RNA. RefSeq lists its product as hypothetical. The record is from RefSeq and is a predicted model, not a curated record. NCBI's taxonomy places the organism in Eukaryota, Filasterea, Ministeriida, Capsasporidae. The transcript is spliced from 2 exons. Bases 135 to 5279 code for a protein of 1714 amino acids.
GCUCAGGUCUUGUCUCGCGUACCCGUCCGAUCCACUGAGCUUUCGGUUCAUUUUUCUUUUUCUUUUCCUUCCUCUUUUCCUUUUUUUUUUUUUUUUUUGGUUCAUCUUUCUCAGCCGCUUGGUUUAGGAUUCUCAUGUCCAAACCCAUCCCAGCGCCGCGCAAUCUGCGUGUGACUGGCGCCCCGUCGUCUGCACCGCAGGCCUUGCCAGACGCGCGCCCACGAGGCUCGUCGUUCCAACGCACCAAGCGAGCCCUCUCUGGCUUUUUCCGAACCACUGGCGUCGCGCCUGGCGGACCUGCCGCGGUUGUCGUGCCUACGGGUGCUGCUAUUGAGGCUGAGCCCGGGACUUACAACAACGACGACGACACUCCUUCUGUUGACCAGGAUCAGCCGCAAGUCGAUGUCGAGGCACCCGCUGCUGCCGAGGUGGUGGCUCCUCCUCCCAAGCCUCCGAAGCCGAGCAAGCGAGCACCGCGCGCAGACGCGUCGGACGCUGCUGCUCAGAGCGCGCUCAACACGCAGCUGACUGUCAACCCGCUCGCCAACACGUCCUCCCGCGCCUCCUCGAACGCAAAUCUCCACGAAAUCCCGUUGGAUGUCUUUGAUCCCAACAUGAAGGCCGAUCAGUUCCACCACAAGUCCCAUCGCGCCUCCUCGACGGCCUACCCGACCAAGAGCUACUAUCUGGGCCCGAGCUGGCUGCCCGCGCCGCUGCGCUUUGAGCGCGAGGCGGCUCGUCGCAACCGAUGGUGGCUCAUUGGUGCGCUGCUGAUUGGCGUGCUGCUGGUUGUCGCUCCGAUCGCUGCGUACUACGGCAUGAACACAACCUCGAACGACCAGGCCAGCGAGGUCGUGUCCAACGCCUAUGCGAGCGCCUUCUCGAUUGCUCCCGACGGCUCAACCACCGUCACCGCAGCUUCCUUCCUCGCGGCACCGUCCUUUGCUCCCGCGCUCUCUUCCCUGCUCGGCACUUCUGCAAUUGUCUUCCGCAACGUCUCAAACAUUGAUCCCGAUACUGUCCUCAACACGUUUGUCCGUGACACGUGGAUUACCGAAGUUGCCUCCCUGCUUCCCUUUGCAGUGGGCCCCUUGUCUCGAUCGUUCUGCGGCAACGCAACCUUGUACGGCCUGGUGAACACCAUGUGCUGCGUGAGUGUCACUGCAGAUCCUUCCAACCUGCUCGGCCUGACGUCCAAGUCCAUUAUUUCGCCCAAGGAUGUCCAAACAUUCCUCUCGUGCGACUUCGACGCGUCAUGGAACCCUUCAGCACACCUCCCAGGUCUGUCUGCAGCCCUCAAUUCCCGCCCAAACUCUUGGUUUAACUCGCUACAAAUCACCUCUGCCGGAAAGUUUGUCAUUUCGACGACCUCUGCCUCACUUGACGGACUCACCAUUCAACCUGGUGUCAACAUUUUCGCACACGGUUCUAUCCUGUCCCCGCCCGCGAGCGUGACGGCGGCCCUUACUCCGCUCCUGAAAAACCCCAUCGGCUCUGUGGACUUUGUGUUGCAUGCUGCCUUCCCGUACAACGCGGCAACAGACACCUUCACCGUCACGGAUGCCUCUUUCGACCUUGCCUUCGAAACCACCGACUUGCAGUUCGGCUCGAACUUUGCCUCCGGCUCAUUCUCGCUCAUUGCCAACGGCAUCAGCACCAAUCCGACGUACCAGGUCGCUGGAUCGGUGGCUCUCAAGAUUGCCACGGAAUCCGGCACUCCGUCCACAGUCAACCUCGCUUUCAGCGCUGAUUACGCUGCGAACGAGCCUGUGACCUUCACCGGAUCGCUCACUGGCGCCUUCCCCGUGUUUUCGAACGCUGCGUGGGCUCGUAUCGACUCUGCCAUCGUAUCGGGCGAGUUUACUGCUGCGCCUGCCUUUGCGCUGUCGUACCUUGACUUUGCUGGCCGUGCCACUCUGUCUGUGGGCGAAUUCUCUGGCAGCGCUCGUAUCUACGCCCGUGUUGAGAAGAAUGGCGGCUCUUACGCGCUCGGCGUGUAUGCGCCGAGUAUUCAGCUGACCAACUUGGGCAACGUGAUUGCUUCCCGUGCGCCGGGUGCUGUUGCGGAUGUGGUUCGCGUGCUGACCAACGGCCGAGUGAUUGAUUUGUCGCUGGCUAGUGCCGACAUGACGAUUGCUGGGUCUGCCGUCAAGCGCGGCCUUGGUGUGACUGUGAAUGGCGUCCCGCUUCGGGAUGCCGUGCGCUCAGAGUUGACGUCUGCCAUUUCGUCUGCGUCCUCCCGCUUGGCCACCACCACUGUUGGGGUCUCUGCGUUCUUGCCCUUCUUUGCUCCUGGCUCCUCCUAUGUCGUCCAAGUUGUUGUACCGUCGUACGAUGUGGAUUCUCGUCUUCGCUUCAGCAACAUGUUCUUUGCCCUGACCGUUUCGUCCUCCUUCUCGACGGCCACUUUGAACUUUGGCGGCAUUGCCAACGUGUUUUUGCCCGGAUCCCAAACUGUCGUUUUCAACGUGGCCGGCUCGUACACGUCGGCCACGCAAGUGUUCACUGCCACCGGUGGACUGGCCACGCCUUGGAUGCGCCCGUUCGGCCUGACCGUGCUGACUGUUCAAUCGGCCACGGCCACUGUCACCCUCGCACCCAGCGUUGCCAACAUUGCAUUCAGCACCUCCCUGCGCCUCGAGUACGCCGACGCCCGUCCGUCUGUGACGCUCAGCGGCAGUUACGAGAAUGGCAAAUUCUACAUCUUCACGGACGGCGGCGUCGCCAUCUCGCCAGUCAUUCCGUCGGACGUCAAGCAGUUCAUUGAUGCCGACGGCACCGUCUUUGUGUACUUGUCGACGGCAGACCAGUCCCUCGGUGGCCGUCCCGUGUCUCGAGGUCUCACCAUGGCUGCCGACAAUGUCUCGCUCAAGUUUGGCUCGUCGCCCAUUGCGCAGUCGGUGCAAAACAUUCUCGGCGUUGCCAUCCCCAACCCGAUUCCCAGUCUGCAGAUUACCCUUCCCGUGUUUGGAUCCAUGGCCACAGGGUCCCCGCGCCGCGAUCUCAACAGCGCUCUCUUGGAUGCCUUUGGCAACCGCAUCGACCACAUCUGGAAUGCCAAGAUGCGUCUGCCCGACCUGUCCUUGUGGGACGGCAAGCUGGCCCUGCGCAACAACACGCUUGGCGCUUCGUUCAACGCGGCCAACGUGGCGAGCACUCGCUUUUCGCUCGGCUCCUCCCUCGUCUUUUCCAGCGGCGGCUCCCAGUUCGUCCUGGUCGGCAGUGCCGACCUCUCGCGCGAUUCUACCUCGUUUACCAUUGCCGGCAACCUGCCAGAGUGGAACAACCCUCUUGGUCUCUCGUGGCUGCGCGUGGCGAGCACCUCGAUUUCGGCAACCUUCUCAUCCUCUGCGCCUUCCAGCAACCGCUUUGAUGUGGCCACCCGUUUGCUGUUCGGGUCGUCCGUCAACGUUGCCGUCCGUGGCCAAAUCGCCAGCGGCGGCAUGUACCUUGCCGUCUACGACAUUAACGCCGGCGCCGUCGCGGCACUCGUCAACCACGCGUUCAAAAACCUGGCCCCGAUCCCCAACGCGGACGCACUGCAAGCUCAGCUGAGCGGCCUGAACCUGGGCGUCUCCAUUUCGACCAACCCCACUCCGCAGCAGCUGGUCUCUGGCGGUGCAACGUAUGAAAUUGAGCGCGGCAUCUCGCUCUUGGUCAGCUUGCAGCGCAGCAACCGCAACUGCACCGUGGCCGAGCAGAGCACGCGUUCCGACUGCGAGGACCCUUCGCUCACCCUUCUUCGCAACGUUCUUCCGCCUCAGUUCCGUCAACUUGGCUUCCGGUUUGGCGUCGUCUUGCCCGCCACUGUUUCCGGAGGCACCUUCAAGAUUUUCAUCCAGAGCGAGCGAGCCAUGGCUCUCAACUCGCGCCUCACCUUGUCCUGGGUCAAGCUUGCGGCCGAGUUCUCGGUGCUGUCCACUCGCCGUUCGGCAGACUCUCUUGUGAAUGAGCUGGCCCUCGCAGCCCAGACCGUCGGCCACGACCUCGAUGCGCCCCUGAGCCCCGAGUUGCUGCACGAGUACCACCAGCGCCUGCGCCGUGCGGGCGUGACUGGGUCGCUCGAAAUUUCGACCAACUUCCGCUUCCAAGCCGACCAGACCACUUUGCUGAGCUUCCAAGUGUCUGGCAAGGUCAUUGCCGACAGCACUGGCGUCAACGUUCGCGCGGUCGGAUACAUGUACGGAACUGGCUGGCGGAACGCCUUUGGCAUCACGGGCCUCACCCUGAACGCCGCCAGCGUCGGCAUUGGCUUUGGCUCGCUCUGCCCGCCUUGCCUGACCUACCUGCAGCUUGGAGCGUCUCUGUCCAUUGGUCGCCGACAGGUUUCCUUCCUUGGUGCCUUCGACCUGGCGGCCUAUGGCGGCUUUGUCAAGGCGUCGUACUCUGGCCAGCCCCUGACGUUGAUUGAUCUCUUGCAGUUUAUCAACACGCUCAAGCCCAACACAAUCAACAUGAACGCCGUGCCCGCCUGGGUGAGCGAUCUGCUGUCGCUCAACUCGCUGACCGUCCAAAUUGCGUCGUCGAACAUGGUCAUUCCGGACAUUACGCAAAUCACCGUUGACAAUGGCCUCGUGCCUUCGUCCCUGCCCAUGAUCUAUGUGCCCGCAGGCUUCCAGUUGAAUGCAUCCAUGACAGUGCUGGCCGUCGAUGUCGACAUUCAAACUUCGCUGCAGUUGUCGCCGCUCGACUUCCGCAUGUCCCUGUUCUUCUCGCUUGCCAAGAUCAACGCACGCGUCGACGCUUUUGUCGGCCUCUUGAGGAAUCUGGACGACAUCCCGAUCAUUGGCGACAUUUUGGACAUUCCGAUUGUCAAGGACAUCAUGUCCUUCCGCAUCAACUCUGUCGGCAUUGCUGACUUUAGCACGCUUGGCAUUGUCACUGGCAGCCAGCUUCCUUCCGCCAGCUUGUCGUACUCGUUCAAGGGCGAAACCAAGACGCUGACACUCUCCGUCCCGCGCCUCAACCUGGACAUUAUGGACUUGAUCAUGGAUAACGUGCCCCUCUUCCCCAACUGCCUGGUGAACAGCAUGUGCUCGAAUGGUCAGAAGUGCUACCAUAACGACAACGGCCUGUGGCGCUGUGGCGAUGUCGCUUCGGACGGCAAGUGCUUGAACGGCAUGUUUACCUUCUACGACACUGGCUGCUGGCCCAACGCCUUCCUCGACCAGUUCUUGGAUUGGUCUCAGGAUGUUGGCAAUGCCAUUACCAACGGUCUCAACGACGCCGAAGAUGGUGUCAGGGACGCCAUUGACAAGAUUGGCGGGAUUUUUGGAUGAGCCAAGUAGUCAGUCCUGUUUGUUAUGAAUCUCGGUCCUGCUUCUUGAUCACUCUUGUGUGGGGUUUUUUGUUCUUUGCAUUCGCUUACGAGACCUAUCAAGGGAACGUACGCCAUUUUCUUUUUCAUUGCUACGCCGUGUGUGUAUUUGUUUGUUGUGAGUUUGUUGUGAGUUUAUGUGUGGCGUGGGCUGCCAUUGUGUUGUUUGUCAUUUUUGUGUCGUGUUUUGUUUGCUCCUUCAUUGUUACUUCUCUUGAGAACCAGCGGCAACACUCCCUGUCCAUGUUUCAGCUGUGCUGACACGGACUCUUUUGCUCUGGCUUGUGUUUUUGCUUUUGUUGUGUGCGCGUUCCUGUGCGAACGACUCUGUACAUUUUUUGCCAAAAGCAUUGCUGUUGUCUGUGUCAUUUCCCACCUCCAGGUGUACAAUGGAUGUGUAUGCAAAUCGUGUUUAAGAGAACCAG